Bemisia tabaci is the source of this 3759-nucleotide messenger RNA. NCBI's taxonomy places the organism in Eukaryota, Metazoa, Arthropoda, Insecta, Hemiptera, Aleyrodidae. The record is from RefSeq and is a predicted model, not a curated record.
AGUUGUACCUGUGCGUCACUCACUGUGCAUUGCAAAUUGAAGUUCUCAGUUGUGUCCCUUAUCCACGUGGAUUGUUACAAAAGUCAAAUCAUGAAGUUAAUAACGAAUGAAAACAAUCCCAAUGCUCUAAAGUUAUUCAUUUGUGGUAAUCUAACUUGCAAGACGAUUGAUUGUGAGAAAGUUGACAGCAAAGGUAUGUGCAACGCUGAACCAUAAUCGUCCAGGUCAUCACCAAUUUCUAAAUACGAAACUCCACCACUCCAGGUAUCCGGCAUUAAUAUUGGAUAAUGGGAAGCAGCUUUUUUCUAGUAAUGCAGCUGCACUUUACCUCUUCCCUUCAUUUCCAACUGACAUAGUAGACCAGUGGCUAGAGUGGGAGGCCUCUCAUUUAGUGCCGUCAGUAUUGAAAUCUCUGAGUAAAGAAGGUUCAACAACAUUGACAAAUAAUAUAAAGAUUUUGGAUACAGUAUUAAGUAAAACGAAGUUUCUCCAUGAGGGCUUUAUCACAGUAGCUGAUAUCACAGUUUGGUCGACUUUGUUUGGGGUCAUCACGGAACCUAAACUGAGAGAAAAAUAUUGCAGCUCAGCAGCAAAUGUAAUUAGGUGGUUUGAAGCAAUCCAUUUACUUCCUGAAGUGCAAGCAGCCAUGAAAUCUUGGAAUGGAAAAUCUGGAGAAGCUGUUCUGACCAGUCUACAAUCUUCCUCCUCUUGUCUAGCUGUGACUGAGGCAUCCUCCACCAGUACUAUCACUGCAAAACUCGCUAAAACCUCCAUCAGUAAUGCUCCAGCCUCGGAGACCACUCCUGUGAAAGACGUUGUAUCUGAAGAUGAAAUCAGUGCCUGUAUCGAAGCUUGGGAGAAGAAAAGCGCAACAAGGCCGAAGCUGAAACCUCAUGUCCAUCCUAUAUUGCCAAAAGAAGGUGAAAACAAUGUGCUAAUCACCUCAGCUUUGCCCUAUGUGAACAAUGUGCCUCAUCUAGGAAACAUAAUCGGUUGUGUUUUAUCAGCUGAUGUUUUUGCAAGGUAUUGUCGGCUGAGGAACAGAAAUACACUGUUUGUGUCUGGAACCGAUGAGUACGGCACAGCAACUGAAACCAAAGCCUUAGAAGAAAAAUUAACUCCUCAACAAAUUUGUGAUAAAUAUUUUGUAAUACAUAAAGAUAUUUAUGAGUGGUUUAAUAUAAAAUUUGAUCAAUUUGGCCGCACUACCACUCAGAAACAAACGGAAAUUGCUCAGUCUAUCUUCAAACUAGUUCACAAUAAUGGAUUCACUUCAACUGCGUCUGUCGAACAGCUGUUAUGUGAAAAAUGUGACAGGUUUUUAGCCGAUCGUUUCGUAGAAGGCACUUGUCCAAAAUGUAAGUACGAAGAUGCUAGAGGUGAUCAGUGUGAUGGCUGUGGUAGUCUAAUCAAUGCCACUGAAUUAAUAAACCCAAGGUGUAAAGUUUGCGGAAAUACUCCUGUCAUCAGGCACUCGGAGCAACUCUUCUUGGAAUUACCUAAACUAGAGGCAGACCUGAAGAAAUGGGUGGACAAUACAUCUUCUGGUUGGUCCCACAAUGCAAGAGUGAUUGCAAAGAGUUGGUUGAAAGAUGGACUGAAACCGCGAUGUAUUACAAGAGAUCUAAAAUGGGGCGUUCAGGUUCCAUUGCAAGGUUUUGAGAAGAAGGUUUUCUAUGUGUGGUUUGAUGCUCCUAUUGGUUAUAUGAGUAUAUCAGCCGCCUACACUGAUGAGUGGGAAAAAUGGUGGCUUCCCAGUAAAUCAACCCAAAUCACUUUGUAUCAGUUCAUGGCCAAAGAUAAUGUUCCUUUUCAUUCUAUCAUGUUUCCAGCUAUUGAGAUGGCUACCCAAAAAAAUUACACGAAGGUCAGCCACAUCAUGGCAACAGAGUACCUGAAUUAUGAAGAUGGAAAAUUCUCAAAAUCCAGAGGUGUUGGUGUCUUUGGUAAUGAUGCACGAGAUACAGGAAUAAGCGCAGAUGUGUUCAGAUUCUAUCUAUUGUACAUAAGGCCUGAGGCGCAAGACUCUAGCUUCAGUUGGGCAGAUAUGGCUGCUAAAACUAACACAGAGUUGCUAAACAACUUAGGAAAUUUCACCAACAGAGCUCUCACUUUCUGCGAGAAAUUCUUCGGAUCUGUCAUUCCUGACAUGAAGCUGAAUAAAGAAGACUUUCAACUCUUGGCUCUCAUUACUCGAGAAUUGAGGCAGUUCAUGGCGGUCUUAGAUAAGGCGAAAUUCCGUGAUGGAAUAAAGCACAUCCUUUGCAUCUCUAAAUACUGUAAUCAGCUGAUGCAAGCCGAAAAACCAUGGGUCCUAAUGAAAGGUUCCGAAGAAGAGAAAUCUCGUGCAGGUACAGUAAUUGGACUGCUAAGCAAUUUGGCAUGUUUGCUGUCAAUCAUGAUAAGACCGUACAUGCCAGAUACAUCAAAGAUCAUGGCAGAGCAACUCAAUGCUCCAGAAAGUCUGUACGUUCUUACGGAGGAUGUCACCAUGCUUUUGCCUCCUGGGCACAAAAUUGGCCAUCCAUCUCCAAUAUUUUCACUGAUCACACCAAAAACUGUGGAGGAAUUGAAGGCUAGAUUCGCUGGAAAGCAGAAUGAUUCCGCAGCAACAAAACCAACUAAAACAGAAGCAAAAUCUACAGAUAAAAGUAAGUCUGCUCCCUCACAGCCUGCAAGCGUGCCAGCAAAUGCAGAAACAAUCGAAAAAUUAGAAGCUGCUGUUGCUGCUCAGGGGCUUGUUGUUCGUAAACUGAAGAGUGAAACAAAGGAUAAGGCCGUCUGGGAACCAGAAGUGAAGAAGCUUUUGGAUUUGAAACAACAGCUGGCUUCUGCCAAAGGAGAGCAGGUCGGAAAUGCAGCUACCAAGAAGAAAAAGUGAACAAGGUACCUGCAAGAAGGAAAAAAGAGGUUUAAAUUUCAGGCUGAAUUGUAUUUUUUCCUUGGAAUACGUACAUUUCUCAAUAUUAUUUUUAAGGAAUCUAUGAUCUUUAUUUCAUAAUGAAGCUGUGUGAAAAAGAUUCAAAUUGAAAGAGAUCGGUGGAGGAUCAACCUCAUCAUCGCCCUGUAAUUUUGCCAUAGGUUAAUUGUCAGUCUAACUGAUGAUGUAAUUUUGACUCCUCAACUUUAAUUUAUUACUUUAUUUAUUUCACUAGGUGUAAGUUAAUGUAAAAAAAUGAGCGUUUCAUAUGUAUCAGGCUUGCUCCAUUUAUCAUGCCUUCCUGUACCUGUCUCGGGAUAUUUAAUACCUUGCCAAACCUGCAAGAUCAUUUUUGACAUUGAUAGUCAAAGCAAUAGUCGAAGAGGACAAAGAAAAAACGGAGGGAACCUAUUGGUGGAACAAGUGGUCGCAAUGGACAAAAAAAAUGUUUACUAGAGUAACUAAUGGCAAUCCACUCGAAAUCUUAUGGUUGGUCUAUCAUUUUAUCCCUUGAUCUACAAAAUCAACCGUUUCAAUUGAUAGGAUAGCUCCAUUUUCCCUUUGUCUUUUUUGUCUAUGGCUGUGUCCAUCAAUUUCAAUUACCAGCCUCCUAGAUUUAGAGGCUAGUAUCUAUAUUGGCUAAUGCCUCUUGGCCUAAGUCUUGAAAUAACAUUUGAAUGAUGAGUAGGAGAGGAGGGGAUUUAAGACAUUAGUAAAAAUUUCUAAAUGUACUUGCUUUUUGCCACUAAAGAUGACUUAUUGUGAGUUAUUAGACUGAAGACACAGUGAUAGAGGUCUACUGGCCAAGGUCAAUUUAAACUCAUUUAUUUGUUGGGAAA